Molecule: messenger RNA, 2646 nt
Organism: Pieris macdunnoughi
Lineage: Eukaryota; Metazoa; Arthropoda; Insecta; Lepidoptera; Pieridae
Source: the annotation of a GenBank genome assembly
AUGGAUCGAAAAGCGGUUUUUAUUUUGUUUCUUAGCGUGUCUGUAAAGUGUCAAUCUAAUAAGGAUUUAUACAAUGGUCAGUUUAAUAAGGAUUAUUAUAAUACACGGACCCAAGAUUCUAUGAGAGAUCAUAGAAUCCCUAAUCCAGGCGACAGUGAUUAUAGAACGUAUGUGUACAAUAAUCGAAGAUAUGGGGCAGAUCCGUCAAGAUACAAUCCAUAUAAUCCAAAUAUUAAUCAGCCUGGUGGAUUUCCAUACAAUCCAAUUGUAACCAACCCUUUAGAUGAGCAGUUUAAGUUCAAUGCAAACCGUGACCCCAACAAUCCAGAUGCAUUGUUUCCUGGUGUUCUUGGUGGAUGGAGAGAAGACCUACAAGGCAAAGAGAGAAGGGAUUCAAGACAAUUGAAAAGAGACAUCUUUGUCAAUACUAACUAUGGACAAGUACAAGGGUUUAAAGUUUAUUUGUAUGAUAAUCCAGAUCCAGAUUCUGGAUACAGACCAUGGCUUACUCCAGUAGAGAGAAUACAGGGUGAGGCAUCAGUGUUUUUAGGAAUACCAUAUGCAAGACCGCCUGUACUUGAAGGCAGGUUCAAGCCCCCACGUCAGCACCCAGGGUGGCAGCUUAUUCAAGCAGUAGACUGGGGUCCAGCUUGUCCACAGCCAGUUAGAUUUACUGGUGCUACAAAAGGUGUACGAGAUAUGGAUGAAGACUGUCUCUAUUUGAAUAUUUUCUCGCCAAAUACCGAAGCUGGUUCAACAGCUCAAAAGUACCCAGUGAUGGUAUACAUUCACGGAGGUCAAUUCACUUCUGGUGCAUCCAAUCUGUUUCCAGGACAUAUGUUGGCGGCAUUCUAUAAUGUUGUUGUUGUAUCUUUUAACUAUAGGCUUGGCGCUUUGGGAUUUUUAUCAACUGCAGAUGAGAAUUCUCCCGGUAACUAUGGUAUCUUGGACCAAGCGGUAGCUUUGCGUUGGGUUCGGGAUAAUAUUGAGCCAUUCAAUGGUGACAGUGGAUCUAUAACUCUCUUCGGGGAAGGUGCUGGUGCAGCUUCAGCUGGGUUGUUGGCUGUGGCGCCUCAGACUAGGGAUAUUGUUACACGGAUAAUUGCACAGAGUGGUUCGGCACUUGCUGACUGGGCGUUGAUCGAAGAUAAAUUCAGAGUUCAGAACACAUCACUUGUGUUUGGUAGACUUUUGGGAUGUCCCAUAGACUCUUCGUGGAAACUUGUCAACUGCCUUCGUCAGGGAAGGAGUUUUCACGAGCUGGGCAAUGCAGAAUUUCAGCCCCAAGUCGGAUUCAUCCCCUGGGGUCCAGUACUCGAAAAUAACUUCACGUUCCCUGGAGACGGCUGGUAUGAAGGCUGGCGGGAGAGGGACUGGCAUUUCUUGGACACUACUCCAGAUCAGCUCAUCGCCAGACGCCAGUUUAACCCCGCCUUGAUGUAUAUGACUGGAGUUACUACACAGGAAGCGGCUUAUUAUUUGUACAAUAACAAUUCCCUAGCGCCUACAUACGAAAUAUCAGAACAGUGGUUCAAUAAUAAAGUCCAAGAGCUGGUCCUUCGGUACAACUACACACUAAACCCUCGCGGUGUCUACGAAGCCAUUCGGUAUAUGUACACAUAUCAUCCGGAACCGCAUAAUGUUAGCGCUAUACGUGACCAGUAUGUGCAUCUCCUCUCGGACUUCCUUUACCGCGCUCCGACUGACAAAAUAGUUAAGCUAUUCUUAGAACAAAAGGUUCCCGUAUAUAUGUACGUGCUCAAUACUACAGUAGAGGCCUUCAAAUUACCCGAGUGGAGGCAGUAUAGCCAUAAUCUAGAACGGGUUUUCCUCACGGGUGCCCCUUUUAUGGACCAAGAGUUCUUUCCGAUGAGGCAAAGGAUCGAGAGACAAGCCUGGACACCAAAUGACAGAAAUAUGAGCCAUUUCUUCAUGAAAGCUUAUUCUGAUUUCGCGAGAUUCGGGAAUCCGACCCGUAGCCGAAUUCUGGGCGUACAUUUCGAAAAGGCUGAAGCGGGACAACUCCGUUAUUUAAACUUAAAUACAACCUAUAACUCCACUAUUCAGCUCAACUAUAGACAGACGGAACUGGCUUUUUGGACUGUGUAUUUGCCCACUGUCGUUGGGAGAUUUGUGCCAACAUAUCCCCCUAUAACUGAGUACUGGUGGGAGCCAAAACAACCCCUUCAGAUCGCAUUCUGGUCCGUCUCUAGUGCUUGUCUUCUCUUAAUAGUGCUUUUGGUCGUCUGCUGUAUGUUAUGGAGGAAUGCUAAAAGGUCUAUUCCGCCAAAAUGGAAGCUUAUACCAGCAAUAGAAACCGACCGCUUCUACAACGGUGAUAUAUUUAUGGUGCCCGAGAUAGAGGAAAGUGGCAUAGAUAACACAAAUCGAUCCAGAGAUAAUAUCUAUGAGUAUAGAGAUGUGCCGAUUAAACGAUCUCAAACACCACAAACCACUAUUACCAGAACAUUAAGCCAACCAGCAACCAUACAAUCGUCUCGUCCGCCAUCCGAAGCUUCAACAGAAUCGGCCAUAUCCCUGAAAGAAAGCAUGGUCUCUCGAACUCCGGACCCUCGUAUAACGCCCGUGCCUAGAGCCAGGUCUAGGACUAAACUUGUCGAUGGGGUACCACAGACUACGGUGUAA